Bombus huntii is the source of this 2181-nucleotide messenger RNA. Its product is annotated as odorant receptor 4-like. The record is from RefSeq and is a predicted model, not a curated record. Gene Ontology annotation, cellular component: plasma membrane. The transcript is spliced from 5 exons. NCBI's taxonomy places the organism in Eukaryota, Metazoa, Arthropoda, Insecta, Hymenoptera, Apidae. Gene Ontology annotation, molecular function: olfactory receptor activity; odorant binding. Gene Ontology annotation, biological process: detection of chemical stimulus involved in sensory perception of smell; sensory perception of smell. The coding region runs from base 919 to 2142 and encodes 407 amino acids.
UCAAAUCGUUACCGCGUUUAUUCUCUCUGUUCGGCGGGGAAUUUUAAUAAUUGAAACACAGCUCUGGGUAAAACUCGUUUCCCUUUAUCUACGGUCACGGUAGUAAUCGUUCGCAACCCAUACGAACUCUGCAGACAGUAAAAAACUUUUGUUUGCAACUACUUUAAUUUCCCGCAAACACACGUAAUUUUGUAGAAUCAUUUUCGUACGUAAUUCGCAACGCUAAAAUCUUUUUAGAGGUGACGAUAAUAAAGAUCGUUUUUUUAAGGAUUUAAUUGUAAAUGGUAUAGCAAAUUAACAAAUGGAGGGCUUCCUAAAAAGACGAUCCCGUACAAGAAAAUAACCAAUUGCUCAAAUUGUUUCUAAAUUAUCAGUUUUUCAAUAUUAGCUACGUUUGAAUUGACAAUUAGACUGCGAAUAUUUUCGUAUUUACACAAAAUCUAACAGUGCGAUAAUGCAUACAACGUGAGAAAAUAUAUCAAAUAUUUCAAGCAGAACACACGUGAGUGUGUAACUUCCAAUAAGUGAAACAAACCUCUAUUUAGAUUCUAUUUCUUCACUUGUAUUCGUCAAAAUAUAGAUGUGCAUAAGAAUCUACAAUAAUUAUAAUAUAUUAAAAGUUCCACGAUAAUUCAACUGUUUCACUAGAAAAUAUACUCGACAUGUAUAUACACUAGACAUAUAAUUUUUCAAAAAUCUCCUGAAAUCUUAAAACAAAGCUCCUCCAUCGCUUCAACGCAACACAGGCAGUUCCUGGAAAGUUGAACGGGGUAAUUUCAACCACUUUACCCCGUGCAAUACAAUCGUUCAAUAACUGCAAUUUAAUGCUGAAUACGCAAACAGAUUACACACAUACGCAAGCGCAGCGUAUCGAAUCAAGCCCAAUUCUUAUUUGACUCUACGCUUAUCUGGUCAGUCAUGUCAAAGUGUUCAGCCAUGAAAAAAACAUCUCAACUAACAAAGAGGGAAGAGGAUAUGAAAUACGCCACGAGAUACGUGAAACCAAUUUUAGGAGCAAUUGGUGCGUGGCCCGUUUCAUUUUCCCCUUCCUUCACGUCGAAAAUUUUAUUAAGAAUAGAACAUAUUCUCACGUACUUCCUAUUUUUCUUAAUAAUUAUACCAACCAUCAUGUACGUGUUUUUCAAAGAGAAAAACAACAAGAUUAGACUGAAACUUAUGGGGCCGAUUAUUAACUGCACUAUGCAGUUCUGCAAAUAUACGAUCCUUCUGUGGCGGGCAAGCGAAGUUCAAAAAGGUUUGGAUGUGAUGAAACAGGACUGGAUAACAGCCACGGACGAGAAUCGAUUGAUUUUUCGCUCGAAAGCGAAAAUCGCGAGAAGAGUGGUGCUAACCGCUGCAAUUACUAUGUACGGAGGUGGUUUAUGCUACAGGACGAUCCUCCCUCUUCUUAAAGGAUCUAUCGUCACUCCUGACAAUAUUACUAUAAGACCAUUGCCCUGUCCGAGUUAUUUCGUAAUACUCGACGAACAAAAAUCUCCAAAUUACGAAAUAUUGUUUCUAGUGCAAAUUUUGGCUGGAUUUGUUAUUUACGCAGUUAUUAGUGGUUCUUGCGGUCUUUCUGCUCUUUUUGUUCUGCAUGCGUGUAGCAUGCUGAGGAUCUUGGUGGACAAGAUGAAGGCUCUGGUGGAUUUGAGGGACAUGUCUGACACGAUGGUCCAACGGAGGAUCAUGGAUAUCGUUGAAUAUCAGACGAAAAUAAAGAGAUUUUUAAAGAACAUUGAAACAAUUACAGAGUACAUUUGUCUAACGGAAAUGAUGGGUGGUACGUGUUUAGUUUGUCUCGUGGGAUAUUAUAUUCUCAUGGAAUGGGAGAAUAAUAACAUCGCGGCUGUACUGAUUUAUGUCACGUUACAAAUAUCCUGUACCUUCUGUGUCUUUAUACUCUGUUACAUUGGUCAACUUCUUAUUGAUGAAAACCAGAUUGUAGGACAGGCAUCAUGCAUGAUCAAUUGGUAUCAUCUCUCGACCAAACAUAUGCGUUCUUUAAUACUAAUUAUCGCUAUGUCUAAUUAUCCGAUGAAAUUGAUGGCUGGUAAGAUGAUUGAAAUGUCUCUAGCUACUUUUACCGGCGUCAUGAAAUUGUCAAUGGGAUAUUUAAACAUUCUACGCGAAGUUAUCUAAAAACCUUUUUACGAUACUUACGAUAUAUCCAUAUGAACU